CCUCAUGGGGGGACCCACAGAACUAGAGCACCCCAUCCCUGCUCAUAGUCUGCCUCGCCUCCCUCUCAUUCUCAACGGGUACAGCCCAGAGAGCAUCAGCUGUUCUGGGAGGCCAGACGCCUGAGCCGUCUCAGCCCAAAAGGACAAGGGUACACAACUCCCUCCGAGCAAGGCGAAGCGGAACCUUUCCUCCCAGCCGGGUAGGCAGUGGCUUGGUGCCUGCGGGCACAGACCGGGGCUUCUAGGGCACUCGCGGAGCCAUUCCCCCAGCUGCUGGCACCCGAGCCUCCUCUCCCGCCAAUCGGAACGCUGACGCCCUUGGCUUGCUGAGCCUAAGUGGAGUUGGCCUCCCUGCCCACCUGUGGAAGAAGCUCACACCAACAGAUGCGCCAGCAACUCCCCCCACCCCCUUGGCCUUCUAGCCGUCCCCUCCCACUAAUGCAGCAUCACCCUGUGAAUUACAUUAGGGUGGUUUUCCCCCCAGCCUCGGGCUUUGUUUGGGUUUGAUUGUGUUUGGCUCUUUGCUAAGCUGAUUUAUGCAGCAGAGCCCCAUCCGCUGGAGAGAAACAAAAGGUCUUUUCUUUGUCCGGAGCCGACUGUGGAGACCUUACUCGCUUCGCCGCCUCGGGCCAUCGGCUGUCCGAGGAGGCGCUUUUGGUUGAGACCCGCGGGGCCCGCUGUGCGGAGAUGGGAGGGCCGCAGGGGCCCUGAGGUGCAGAGAGCUGCUCAGGCCCGCGGACCUGUACCGACUACUCAGCGCCCCUGGGUGGGUCAGACCGGCCUUCGGAAAAGGUUCUAGGGAUUCUGGGCCCGCGGGCCCUAAGGUGCGCCCCCAAGUCGCGAGCGCGCGUCAGGAAGCGGCCAGGCAGCCGGCGCGGGGCGGGCUGCUUUGCAUUAUGUGCGGCUCGGCCCUUGCUUUUCUGACUGCUGCACUGCGCUGCCUGCACAACUGCCAGCGAGGUCCUGUCUUGGUUCUCCGGGCGGCCUGGCUGUUUUCACUUGUUAUUGGACUGGACCAAAGCGAACACAAUAGAUGUGGCUCUUCCAACGUGGUCUCCUGUGCCAGGUGCCUCCAGCUGGGUCCAGAAUGCGGAUGGUGUGUUCAAGAGGACUUUGUUUCAGGUGGAUCAAGAAAUGAACGGUGUGAUACUGUUUCCAAUUUGAUAAGCAAAGGCUGUCCAAUUGAUUCGGUAGAAUCCCUGGCUGUGCGUGUGGCUACACCAAGUGAGAAGGAAAUCAAUACCCAAGUGACACCAGGAGAAGUCUCAAUCCAGCUACACCCAGGAGCUGAAGCUAAUUUCAUGCUAAAAAUUCGUCCUCUGAAGAAAUAUCCAGUGGAUCUUUAUUAUCUGGUUGAUGUGUCAGCAUCAAUGCACAAUAAUAUAGAAAAAUUGAAUUCCGUUGGAAAUGAUUUAUCUAGAAAGAUGGCUUUUUUCUCCCGUGACUUCCGUCUUGGUUUUGGCUCCUAUGUGGAUAAAACUGUCUCACCUUACAUUAGCAUCCACCCAGAGAGGAUCCACAAUCAGUGCAGUGACUACAAUUUAGAUUGUAUGCCUCCCCAUGGAUACAUCCAUGUGCUGUCCCUGACAGAAAACAUCACUGAAUUUGAAAAAGCAGUCCACAGACAAAAGAUCUCUGGAAACAUAGAUACUCCAGAAGGAGGUUUCGAUGCCAUGCUUCAAGCUGCUGUCUGUGAGAGUCAUAUUGGAUGGCGAAAAGAAGCUAAAAGAUUGCUGCUAGUGAUGACAGACCAGACAUCACAUCUUGCUCUUGAUAGCAAAUUGGCAGGCAUAGUGGUGCCAAAUGACGGAAACUGCCAUCUGAAAAACAAUGUCUACGUCAAAUCGACAACCAUGGAACAUCCGUCACUGGGCCAACUUUCUGAAAAGUUAAUAGACAACAACAUAAAUGUCAUUUUUGCAGUUCAAGGAAAGCAAUUUCAUUGGUACAAGGACCUUCUGCCCCUUUUGCCUGGUGCCAUUGCUGGAGAGAUAGAAUCCAAAGCUGCAAAUCUCAACAAUUUAGUAGUAGAAGCCUACAAGAAACUCAUUUCAGAAGUAAAAGUGCAAAUGGAAAACCACGUACAUGGUGUCUAUUUUAACAUCACUGCCAUCUGUCCGGAUGGGACCAGGAAGCCAGGUGCAAUUGGAUGUGGAAAUGUGACAAGCAAUGAUGAAGUUCUUUUCAAUGUAACAGUUGUGAUGACAAUAUGUGAUGUCACGGGAGGAAAAAACUAUGCAAUUAUUAAACCUAUUGGUUUCAAUGAAAGCACUACAGUCCACAUACACAAAAGCUGCAACUGCCAGUGUGAGCACUGCAAAGGGUGCGAAGGACAGUGUGCUGAAUCUGCCCUGGAUCCCAAGUGUCCACAGUGUCAUGACAGCAGAUGUCACUUUGAUGAAGAUCAGCUUCCCUCUGAAACUUGCAAGUUGCAGGAGGAUCAACCUGUCUGUAGUGGCCGAGGAGUCUGUGUCUGUGGGAAAUGUUUAUGUGACAAAACCAAGCUUGGAAGAGUGUAUGGCAGAUACUGUGAAAAGGACGACUUUUCCUGUCCAUAUCACCAUGGAAACGUGUGUGCUGGGCAUGGGGAGUGCGAAGGUGGCAGAUGCCAGUGCUUCAGUGGCUGGGAAGGAGAUCGGUGCCAGUGUCCAUCAGCCUUAGCACAACACUGUGUCAAUUCCAAGGGUCAAGUGUGCAGCGGAAGAGGCGCCUGUGUGUGCGGCAGGUGUGUGUGCAGUGACCCCAGGAGCAUCGGCCGCCUCUGCGAGCACUGCCCAACCUGCCAUCUCUCCUGCAACGAAAACUGGAGCUGUAUGCAGUGUCUCCACUCUCACAAUCUGUCUCAGGCUCUACUUGAUCAAUGUAAAACCUCCUGUGCUGUCAUGGAACAGCAUCGCGUGGACCAAGCUUCAGAAUGUUUACCUGGCCCAAGCUACCUGCGAAUAUUUUUCAUCAUAUUCAUAGUCACAUUCUUGAUUGGGUUGCUUAAGGUCCUCAUCAUCAGACAGGUGGUUCUGCAAUGGAGUAGUAACAGGAUAAAGUCUUCCUCAGAUUACAGGCUGUCUACUUCCACAAAGGAUAAACUGAUUCUGCAAAGUGUUUGCACAAGAGCUGUAACCUACCGACGAGAAAAGCCCGAGGAAAUAAAAAUGGAUAUCAGCAAACUUGAUGCUCAUGAGGCUUUCAGGUGCAGCUUCUAAAAAAAGAUUUAAAAAGCAGUAACAAUCAAAACAAUGCUGCUGGAAACUGGAUGAUUUUUCGCACAACUGCUCCAAAAAAAGUACAAUAUAAAAUGUCACAGGAGGAGACAAAUUAUUGAAGAGUGUGCUAUGAAGACUGGCAAGUGUCUUCCCAACCAUGCGGCUCUCCCAGCUGCUGAACUUUUCAGAGAACGAUGUGUUUUACUACUGUUGGAUACUAGUGUUGUAGCACUUUACUGUAAUAUAUAACUUAUUUAGAUCAGCAUAGAAUGUAGGUCAUCUGGAAAGCACUGAUUACACUUUACAGGUUCCCGCCAUUCCUGCACUUCCCAGACACAGUGCUGGGAAACAGGUUGGAAUGAUGUUGCUACCACGGUGCAGUGAUUCUUGUACAUAAUCUGCUGAUGGAAAAGAUCCAGGAGUCACUGAAAGCAGUCACUCACAGCACUUGGCAUUGCGUAGAUGUGCACCGCCAGCUGAAUAAUGGUCAGUAUUUCACUUCAGUUGGAGGUGAACAGAGAAAACUUUAACCCUAAGGUGUUGCUUGUAAAACUGUGGUUUGCUGCAUGUGCAUUGCUGUUGUCUUCUCUUUUUUACAUUUAUAUUCUGUUUUUUUCUUCCUUCUGGAAUAAGUUUAUAAUGUCAUAGAUGACUGGAUUACAUAAGUGCUAAGUUACUACUGCCAUAAAAAUCUAUAUGACAAUGUCACUUUAUUAGAACUGGUUUUUAAAGCUGAAUGUUAAUAAGGAUCACUGUAAAGUGUCUUCUAAGUCCACAGCUUCUUUGUCCGAAGACACAGAAUUUUGUAUUUUCUUACCUGUCAAACUGGAUGUGCUGGUUCACUCUCUCACUGAUCUCAGUACCUAAAAUCCACAAGGAGUCUACAGAACUGCCUCAAGUGGACGGCCCUCUUUUCUGAUUUUCACUCCAGUUGCAUAUCAAUAUUUUACAAAUGGAAAGCUGUACUGUUUCUGCCCUCCUGUGCCAUCUAAGGGCAUUCUCUGAGUCAUCCCAACCCUACUCAUGAGAUCCACAACAGCAUGAAAUUGGAGAAGGGUGGGUGACAUUUUGGAAAUAAGCUAAUCCUGCCCCCUUUUGUUAGUCAAGAAACUGAGGCUCGGAAAAUUUAAAUGAUUUCACAAAAACACAAAGCAAUGAAGGGGCAGUGUUAGAGAUCUGCCUUGCAAUUGCACGUCAGCAUUGCACAAUAGCACACUACCUCUCGAAUCUGCAAAACACCCUGGGUAAGAGUUAAAAUUUGAUUUAUUGGUGUCCUGAGUAUAUUUCCGUGACACUAUUUCUAAGCAAAGUAGAAAUAGAUUUGUGUAGAAGCAGCUUCUUGUUUUUCUCAUUAGCCACCUUCUGAUAAGGCUUUGGUGUCCUUCCCUACACACAAUGGCUGAAAGAACAAACCUGGACCUGUUCAUGGCUCAGUUUAAGCCUUCUUGUAGAGGCUUGGUACUUAAAUUCUAACUUCUAACUAUCCUAUUUGUAAUACGUGUUUUACCUGUGACAACAGAAAAAUCUAAAGAAAUGUCUCUCCCAGAUUCGCUGUUUCCCAGCACUUGAAAGUUUUAGAUAUUUUCAUUUUGAUGAAGACUAACUUCCAUUAGAUAUUGCACUCUAGGGCCUGGAAAGCCUUCAGCAGACAUGACAAGUCCUUUAGAAGUGUAGUGGUGAUGCUGCUAACUUGAACUGUCUCUUCUUUCUCCAGGGGGGGAUGGGCAUCAUCAAAACACUGCAUACUGUGACUGUGUGUCAGGAAACUGUGGUCACUAAAAGCUGGUGUGAAAAGCAUACUAUGUUGCUCAUGACAUACAGUAUCCGUUUAUAAAUAUAUAAAUUACUGGAUGCUUUGCAGUCCUCCCCCCCCCCAAAAAUGGAAGAUAUCCACUAAUUAAAUGCUGACAACUUAAAAGUGAGCGGUGUUUAAAAGUGAACGAUGAAUGGGCAAAGGAGUAUAUACAUAACGGGAAUCCAUGAAAAGCAAGGAUUUGUACUCUUUUAGCCCUUCACUAGUUUGCACUAAUUUUAAGAUGGAGCAAGGUUGUUACCACAGGAAACACAAACUUUCUUACCGGGAAUUCAGUGCCAGAUGAUAAUAUGUACUUAACACAUGGGAUGUCUUAUGGUUUCUCUUUCUCUUCUUUUGUGUUAACUUAAGAGCUAAUUCUUAAAGAUUGUAGGGCUCAUAUUUUACUUGAAUAAUUGAUGUUCUUCUGUUUAAUAGUUUGUGAAAGGGGAAUUAAUAUUUUAUUAAAUAGAAUUAAUUAAUAGGGAAGGGGAAAUAGUAGUCUUAGAUUAAAUAAUUUAUGUACUUAGAGACUAUUUUCUGAUGCUAAAUAACUGCAAGAGUCUUUUGAGAGUUGCUGACAGUGAUGCAAUUAAUUGAAUUUUAAAUUGUUAGAAAAAUUAGUAACUUGAAUGAUUUUUUUUUUUUUGGCAUGGCAGCAUUUUGUGCCCUGGUGUGUAAUUAUUCAGAAAUGUUCCAUACAUCCACUCCAUAUACAAGUUGUAUCUUCUGAAAUAUUUUUACACUGCAGUAUACAUUUAUUUAUAGACAUUUGAUACAAUUUUUAAACAUUUUCUACUAUUAUUUAUUAAGCCAUAGAAUGAAUGCUCUAAAAGACGUAAAAAUUCGCUGAAAAUCCAGUUAUGUCCCCAAAGUUCAAUUUAUUUUAGUUUAUAAAAAGAACUAAAAAUACAUGUCUCUAUAGGCAAACCUUUCAAAACUUAAAAAAUUAAAAUUGUUUAUACAUUAAAUGCAAAACUUUACCAAAGAAUAAAUUUCAAGUAUUUUAAUAUUUCCUUACUCUCUAUUGAAUAUGUUCUUGUAUAUAUCAACAGACAUCCCUGAGACACUGAAAUCAUUUAAUAUUGUUAGAUUAUGAAUAUUUUUCUCCAUAGAAUAUUUCUUCUGGUACUUGGUUGAAUAAAUUAUACCCAAUGGAUUUUCCUUACUUUCCUGGCUCCUGUUUGUCCCAUUCACACUUCUCUAGAAGUUGGCCAUAAGCUUCAAACUAUUAUGUUCAAUUGUAAAAAAUAACUGUCUAAUAAUAUGACUAAGUUUUCCAUUUCAAAAGAUCUAUGAAUUUAAACACUCAUUUGAACAAAGACAGCCCCAAUGAAAACAAAGAAUUUAAAAUUUUCACAACUAGUAAUUUACGUUUUUAUAAAGGUAGCAACUCACUAGGAAUUUCAACCAUAUGAAUACUGUAUUCUCUUUGUUUACUCUUAAUACUUAGUUUACAGUUAUCCUUAUGUCCUUAAAAACAUCAUUUCAUUUCAUGUGGUGAAAAAUCUUCAAAAGAAUAUAGAACUGAUUAAUAUUCCCUCAAAUCCUUCAUUUUUCCCAAUCCAUAAUCCCUGCAUGGCAAAUUAGUUAUGAUAACUGAUUAAACAUAUCUACUGUGUGUGUUGCUGAUUCUAGGACACACACUUUUUCAAUUUAGAAUCUCCAAAAUUGUGAUGUCUUUUGAAAUUAUCAUCUGCAAUGCAGUGUUUGAAGUUGUGUAGGAAUAAACACUACACUACUUCAAUUUAAUUUAAUAUUCAUGGGUACACAGUUAUUCCUUUCCUUAUACAUGCUUAUGAAUUCAUUUGUGAUAACAUGUAAAGCCAGUGUUCAAUACAACUGAACCACAUACCACUCAACACUGACCUAACUGGCUGUCAGCUCAUAUCCUUGCAUCUCCAAGUUACAAAAGCUCUUUUAGGCUCACAUUUAUGUGUUAUGAUAAUAGCAGUGAUCUAGGCAAACCUAAGUUAACUAUAAAAAUACAGAGGCUUCUCAAGCUUCCUGUAAGGAUCUUCAGUCUUUCCACUUUUUUGAAGGAAUUGUUUGAAAUGAUCAUCUCACUUUUAAAUAAGUUAACUGGAAAAAAGAUUAUAUGAAAAUAUCGUAGUUAGAUUUAAUGGCAAUUGUAUGCUUGAUGUCAGCUGCAAGAGAAUAAAUGAUGCAACCAGUGGUCUUGUGGAAAAGAUUUCCUCUCAGGUUUCCUAACUUUCUUAUUUUUCCUUAUCCCUUCCGUUCAUUCUCUGCUUUCUUUGCCUCUAAUAGCUUGCCUCUCCAACCCAUGUGAUGACUAUUACAAAACUGUAUAGUUAAAAUAUAGUACUUAUGAGAAGCAAUUGUUCCACUCUCUGGGCAGCUUUUAAUCAAAUAUGUGAGAGUAACAACACUACUCUGUGUCUACCUGAAGUACCCUCCUGAAUAAAAUGUAUCCUUGUAUGCUAACACUUUCAA
This is a messenger RNA of Microtus oregoni (creeping vole), 7446 nucleotides long. It is a transcript of the gene Itgb8, whose product is annotated as integrin subunit beta 8. Gene Ontology annotation, molecular function: integrin binding. The transcript is spliced from 14 exons. Gene Ontology annotation, cellular component: integrin complex; focal adhesion; cell surface. The coding region runs from base 897 to 3200 and encodes 767 amino acids. Lineage: Eukaryota; Metazoa; Chordata; Mammalia; Rodentia; Cricetidae. Gene Ontology annotation, biological process: integrin-mediated signaling pathway; cell migration; cell adhesion mediated by integrin. The record is from RefSeq and is a predicted model, not a curated record.